AUGCAACGAAAUACAUUACGUACCUAUUUUAUUCUUAUUUUUACUUCAUUACUAAUCAAGUCUACUCAUUCAAUCAUUCUAACAAAUUUAUGCUCUGGUACUUCGUGCAAUUGUACACUAACUGAUUACAUAGAUUUAGAGAUUAUCUGUGAUCCAGCGAUAAAUAUUACUGAAAUACCUAUAAUUAUCAAUAAUACAUUUCAAACAAAUGUUACUCAAUUACGUGUUGCUUCAUCAAUAUCUGGUAUGCGUGGUCCUUUAACAGUAUUACCAGUAGAUAUUUCGAUAUCGUAUCCAAAUAUUGCUAUACUUGAUCUAUCAUUUAAUAUGAUAAGUGGUUUUUUAAAUACAUCUAAACUUGAAAGUUUAGGUUUAAAUUUGCUCCAAGUCGAUUUUUCGAAUAAUUUCAUAACUGAAAUUGAUAUAAAUUUUUUUAAUGGAAAUAUAAAUUUACAAUCAAUAGAUUUUUCUCAAAAUAAUUUAACAACAAUGCCUAUGAUUGAUGCAAAAGUAUUUCUUAAUUUUUCUACAACAAUUCAAUCAAUGAAUUUUAGUUAUAAUCAAAUAACUGAUGUUGAUCUUUGGCCUUUAUUUGUUAAAACUCAAAAUACAAUGACAAUUGAUUUAAGUCAUAAUUUAAUACGAAAUUAUACAAAUGAAAUUCCUAUAUCACUUAGUCAGUUUACUGAAACACCUGAUCCACGAUAUUUUUAUGUAAAUGAUAAUCAAAUUGAACGUAUAUCUGAUCUUUUACUUGAACAAUAUGGCGCAUGUGAAACAAGUAGUUUUUUAGGUAUAGCUUAUUUUGUCGUUGGAAUAUCAAAUAUGUUAGUAACAAAUAAUCCUUUAAUAUGUGAUUGUCAAUCAUAUUAUUUAAUAACAUAUAUUAAUGAUCAAAUAAAUGAUUUUCCAGAAAUUAAUCAUCGUACAGCAUUAUUAACACAAGCAACAUGCACAUCACCAUCAUCAACAAUUGGACAAAAAUAUAUAUUUUCAAAUUUUACGGAAUCAAAUGCAUGUAUAAAUUAUACUUUACCGGAUAUAACAGAUAUUUUUUGUUCUGUUUAUGCAAAUGAAACAAUUACAACUUUAUCACCGCCAACAUAUUGGCCAACUACAACUACAACUACAUCAACUACAUCAACAACAGGAAUUAAUGGAAAUUUAACAACAACUAAUUCAGAAGGAGGAAAUAAUAGUUCAAAUAAUCAAGCAAAUAGUUCAUCAAAUUCAACUUCACCAUCAUGGUAUAUUAUAUUAGGAAUUGUACUUGGUCUUGCAUUAAUUAUCUUUUUGAUUGUACUCAGUAUUUUCUUAUGUAAAGAUCGAUUAUUACCAAAACAUUUUCGUUCAAAAUUAUUAAAUAAUCGUAAUAAUAAUUUAAAUAAUUCUUAUGAACCAAUGAAUCCAAGUAGUGAAGCAUCAUCACAAAAACUUUUUCCAUUACAUGGAAUUCAACCACGACGAGCUUCAUUAGCAACAUCAACAGAUGGUCAAGAUAAUCGAAUACUUCAAUUAGGUAAUAAUGGUAGCGCAUAUUUAAAUCAUACAUCACUAAAUGAUCAUCAUGAUUAUCCCAAUCAAGAAACUCAAACAUCUUUUCAAAUUACUCGUUCAAAACCACCUCCUGGUCCAAAACGAGAUUCUCAACGAAAUCUUCCGAAAAAUUCAAAUCGUAAACGUCAGUCAUCACCAUUACAAUUAAAUAGUGUUGCAACAAAUACAGCAAAUGGUAUUAAAGGUAUUCCUAUAUCAUCAGUAUCUUUAAAAAUUUCACCGUCCAAUUCAAAUACAUCGGAAUUAAAUGUAACAUCAAUUCCACUUGUACCAUCGAAACGAGCUAAAAUUUUACCACAAGUUAAAAAUGGAGUAUAUGCUGAUUCGAAAAAUACGAAUUUAUUAAAUACAUCAGCUAGUGCUGUUAUUACAAAUGAAAGACAACGACGUCGUAGUUCAUUAUGGUUACGUCGACAAUAUCAAAAUAAAAUAACGCCACCACCAGCCCGACCACAAUCAAUGGUAACACAAAAAACUGAUUUUAAUCAAGAGAAAUCAACAAAUGAAAUAGACACUUCAAUUCCAACUAUGGAAAGUCUAACUAAGAAAUCAUCGAAACCUACACGAACUCUCCCAUUACUUAAUAUUACUGUUGUACCCGCUUGGAUUGAUGAUAAUAUCGAUAAACAAUGA
Molecule: messenger RNA, 2190 nt
Organism: Adineta steineri
Lineage: Eukaryota; Metazoa; Rotifera; Eurotatoria; Adinetida; Adinetidae
Source: the annotation of a GenBank genome assembly